GCAGUGGGGUCUUCACGGAUUAUGCUGUUCUUCAUAACAGCGCUACAGCGAGUCCGAUGAACGCCAAGUACGUCGUGUACGAGAUGCCAGGGAACACGACCGUGGCGCAAUCGCUCUUUGGCUUGACGUCGACCUACCUGUUCGCCCUCAUGAGCGAAAGGGUCCUGCUAGUGCAAUGGACGGGUAGCGACGAGUCCCAGGGGUCCAACGACAUCGCUGCCGGGAAUUCUACUACUGCGGGAGAAAGCUCAGGAACCUCGGGCAGCACGAGCUCGUUGGAAGAAAUAUUCCUCGACCCGGGAUUUUUUUGGAGCUGGGAGCGGUUCGAGGACCGAUGGCUGAACUACUUCGGAUAUGCCGAGGAGGACCUUGGGUCCACUGUUGUGGAUGUAAUAGCGAAUUACAACAGCUUGGUUUGUGACAACCUCAAGAACUUCAUGGGGGACACGCAGUUUAUCAAGAUCACCAACACGGAGUAUUUUGCCCCGCUCCUGACGGUAAACCAGCACGCUAGUCGAACCGUCUUGGAAGAAAUUCCUUCGGUGGACACUUUCGCCAGCCUGAGUAACUGGCUCAUGCGCCCAGUGCCAACAGUGACGGCCGCUGUGCGUCGUUUCAGGGAGCGCUACUUGGAAGACAACUACGUAAUUGUGAUGGAGAUGGACGUGCUUGCUGAUUCAACUGGUGGAAGUGGCAUGUCGGCUGCACAGCAGCAGCUCUUCUUCAAAGAGGCCAGUGAUGCUAGCUACCGUGCCAAGGGAAACCUGACCCCGGACCAGCAGGGCAUCGUCGUGCUGGUGGUGACUGAUGACGAGGAAGGACUACAGUCACGAGUAGCAGACUUGGGGCAGGACAGCUUGGGGGCGGCGGGGGUAGUAGCCAUCACAGGGCCACGAGGCUUCGGCACGACCCGCAUCUUGACGGAGCUUCAGCAGGCGUGGCUUCUGGGAUACGGGGACGUGAGCAUCGUCUCACCGGCUUCACCAAUUGGUGUUUUGGGGCAUGCACGGAUGAGCGUGUCGCCGAUUGUGAUUUUGGACAGCCACACUGCCCACCAGUCGACUUCUUCACAACCCUGUCUUGCUGACAUCGGGCGGGUUCAGGAGGCCAGCUGCUUCAGUUCAGCUAUGCUUUCAAGGCUGAGCUACGACCCCAAUGUGCCCUGCCUUGGCGACCCACCCACGACAGUAAAUAGUUGCAACGCGGCGAGAGAUCGUGCUCGAAAUCUACGGCUGGAGCUGUGACACUCUCCCUCGUUCAUGUGUACAAAGUGACGUGUUUCGUGCGGCUGUGACGCGUGCGUUGUGUUUUUUGUCGUCAAAGUUGGCCGGUCGGUGUGCGUGGUGUCUCGAGUGCAAUGUGCUUCAUGUUAGCUGGGUUGUGCAUACAAUACGACGUCGUCGUUCACCCAUGUACAUUUAACACU
Ectocarpus siliculosus is the source of this 1426-nucleotide messenger RNA. NCBI's taxonomy places the organism in Eukaryota, Phaeophyceae, Ectocarpales, Ectocarpaceae. The record is from the annotation of a GenBank genome assembly.